Molecule: messenger RNA, 1281 nt
Organism: Musa acuminata AAA Group (dessert banana)
Lineage: Eukaryota; Viridiplantae; Streptophyta; Magnoliopsida; Zingiberales; Musaceae
Exons: 6
Coding region: 444-917 (157 amino acids)
Cellular component (GO): histone acetyltransferase complex
Source: RefSeq, a predicted model, not a curated record
UUGAAAUCAAUAGGCGUCCGUUGUUCCGCGAUGAAAGGCUUCUAUGCGGUCACGCGCGGAUACCGCAAACCGGUGGUAUGAUUACGUCUGCUCAUCGCUCACAGGUCGUUCGGGAUGCCCUCUUGUGAUGGAUCAUCAAGCGUUUCCGAAUUUUGAAGGCACAUCUCGGAGGAACGAGGAAUAGGGAAAAGGAAACCAGAAGAACUACGGCUCCGAGACCAGUCCCUGAAAUUUACCUUCGGAUUUGGGGAAAGUUCGGAAUUCGUACCGUGAAACACUACUAAAAUUGUCAGAGUAGAAAGAGGAAACCCGAUCGAAUCGCCUUCCACCAAAAAUUCACGAGUCGUCGUUCUUUGGUUCUGCGAAUUCUUUGUUUGAUAUCCCGUCUUUUUCGAGUCCACGACCCUCCCGAUCCUGAUCUUAUUGUGGCGCGGGAUUCAAAAAUGGGUUUACUGGGGCAAAGGGCGGUCUCCAAUCCCUCGGCCGUGCUUUCAGCGCUGGUAAGCAAGAGGGACAAUCUCCAGGACGAGCUCCGGGUCAUCGAGAGACAAAUCUAUGACCUAGAAACUACAUAUUUACAAGACUCAAAUCAGAAUGGAAGUGUGCUGAAAGGUUUUGAAGGUUUCUUGUCAUCAUCAAAGAGUACUGCUAACCUGAAGCGUUCCAGAAGGUUUCAGCCUGAAGACAGGCUAUUCUCCUUGUCAUCAAUUACCUCCCCAGUGGUUGAAGAACAUGUUGCUGGUCGGGAUGAGGGAAGGUCUGAAUAUGGUCCAGGUCGAUCACGGGGUGGAGGAACUCCUGCAAAUGGACAAGGAAAGCCGAAGAAGGGGGGAAGAAUCGCUUUGAGAGAGGGGAAAAGGCUACGACCAUCAAUUGAACAGGAAUUGGAUGAUGAAGAAGACCUUGAUAUAGUUUGAGAUGGUUGUUAUGCUUGGUUAUAUAUAUAUAUAUAUAUAUAUAUUGGACUUGCUGCAUCUUAAUUGUUUUCACAAAGGCUUCAUCUCUUGAUGAUGAGAGUUUUGUUUAUCAGUUCUAUCUGCCGUGCCAACUAUUCUGAUAUUGCAUAGAAAAUUUCAGGAGAAAGAGUUUUUUGUUUUUUGAAACGCUCUUUCAGAGCCUCUUAAUUUUGAUUAUCGAGUGGCUGACUAUACAUUUGAAUUUAUAGUGGCCGACUCACCUAAUAUUUAUUGGCAUAGUUAUUUGAUCCCAAUUAGGGCAACCAGUUGGAUUGGAAAACUUGAUAAAUUUAAGUUUGUAAUGUCUCUCUUUGUUACAUUUUCA